Messenger RNA from Thermothelomyces thermophilus ATCC 42464, 867 nucleotides. RefSeq lists its product as uncharacterized. NCBI's taxonomy places the organism in Eukaryota, Fungi, Ascomycota, Sordariomycetes, Sordariales, Chaetomiaceae. The record is from RefSeq and is a predicted model, not a curated record. The transcript is spliced from 3 exons. The coding region runs from base 1 to 867 and encodes 288 amino acids.
AUGUCGGGCAAGCGAGCUCGUUCCCGUGACGUGUUCGUCUGGGAUCUGAACGACAAUGAAGAUCGCAUUCCCUUAGGUGGCUUAGUCCUUACAGCUGGCAUUACCAAUACGGACUUUCGCCAAAUGCUUGACAUUCUCAUUACCUCAUGUGAUUAUGUCGUCCAAAACGAACAUGGAGACGAAGUCCUACGAGAUAACCAGCCCCUUCUCCCCGGAGAUUAUUUUAUUAUUGCAGACGAGGUCGAGGUUAAUAACGAAGUCGUAUAUACACGAGCAUGCUCUAUUGCUUCGGGCACUCGAGUACAAUCAUUUAUAGAACAAGUCCAAGCUCGCGACGGUCGUUGUAUUGUUUCGAAAGUCGAAAAUGCUCGAGCUGUAGAUGGAUUUUGGUGGGGAUUUGAAGCCGCACAUAUCUUCCCACUGGCAUACGAACAACAAUGGCUAGAGAACAACUAUAGCCGUUGGAUUACAAUUGAUCCACCUCAAGGGGGCAAGAUCAACUCUGUACAGAAUGGUAUCCUCCUCAGAAGUGAUCUACAUCAACUAUUCGACAACUAUACGUUCUCUAUUAAUCCUGAUAACGGAUAUAAGAUUAUCUAUUUUGUAAAGGACUGUGAGCAAUUGGCUGGGAAAAGCCUUGAUAGUCGCCUGCUCGACGAUCCCCGCCGUCCGCCGGACUCGCUCUUCCGCUGGCAUUUCCGCCAGGCGGUCCUUACAAACAUGAGAGGGAUAGGAGAACCUGCUUAUGAACACGAUUUCCCGCCAGGCUCAGAUAUAAUGGGAGAGAUCCAGGCCGGCCCUAAGGCUGCUGAGCGUAUGGAAUUUGAGCUAUUCGACCGGCUGGCCCACCAUGUAGAGAUUUUAUAA